GUAUUGAAGACGAGACAAUCUACGGCCAAUUGCGAGGCACAGCAGCGUUUUGUCACGCAACCCGUAUAUUCGCAACAAUGGCUUCGCCUCUCCUUGCCGCGCGGGUAGUCCGCAAGACUACUUUCAAUGUCGCCGGCAAGCGAUUCCUUUCCGAUAUUUCCAUUACUAGAACUGGCAAGCCUAUCAUGCGUGUUGAGGGUGGCCGUUCAUCCCUUGGAGGCCAUACCGUUACCGUAUUUGGCGCAACUGGCCAACUAGGACGAUACAUUGUCAACCGACUGGCUCGCCAGGGAUGUACCGUCGUUAUUCCCUAUCGUGAGGAGAUGGCCAAACGUCAUCUCAAAGUCACUGGAGAUCUUGGCCGUGUUGUCUUCAUUGAGCACGAUCUUCGAAACACCUCUUCAAUCGAGGCCAGUGUGCGACACUCGGAUGCUGUUUUCAAUCUGAUCGGCCGUGAUUAUCCAACCAAGAACUUUUCCUUGGAGGAUGUGCAUGUCGAGGGUACCGAGCGAAUCGUUGAGGCUGUCUGCAAGUAUGAUGUCGACCGAUAUAUCCACGUUUCUUCCCACAGCGCCAACUCUCAGUCCACCUCGGAAUUCUACCGCACAAAGGGCCGAGCUGAGGAGGUUGCCCGCAGCCUUUUCCCCGAGACCACUAUCGUCCGCCCUGCCCCGAUCUUCGGUUUUGAAGACAACCUCCUGUUGAAGCUAGCUGGUGUCACUAACCUUUUUACUUCCAAUAACAUGCAAGAGAAGUUCUACCCUGUUCACUCAAUUGAUAUCGGUGCUGCUCUUGAGAAGAUCUUCUUUGACGACACCACUGCAGGACAGACCUUCGAGCUUUACGGUCCUAAGAAGUACAGCAUGGAGGAGAUUUCUGUCAUGGUUGACAAGGAGAUUUACAAGCAGCGACGACACCUCAACGUGCCGAAGGCUAUCUUGAAGCCUGUCGCUGAGCUGCUGAACAAGGUGCUUUGGUGGCACACUAUGUCGGCUGAUGAGGUCGAGAGAGAGUUCUUGGACCAGGUCAUCGAUCCCAAGGCCAAGACGUUUAAGGACCUCGGCAUCGAGCCUGGUGACAUUAUCAACUUCACCUACCACUAUCUGCAAGGAUUCCGAAGCCAGAACUUCUACGAUCUCCCCCCUGCGACAGAGAAGGAGAAGCGGGAAGAGAAGAAGUACAUCCACGUUCUGGAUGAAUUGUAAAGAAAAGGAAUCCAAUUUUUGCGUGCCAUGGAUGCUGCAAAGGCAGUUGGUGAUCAAGGGCUGAGCGGACAGGGAUAAUAGUCCGUGUAUAUAGGACCGCAUAAACUAGAGGUGUGCGAGAUCCAACAAUUGCACAGGUUUUCUUUGGAUUGAAAGCAUAUCAAAUAAUUGAAGUUCAGGAAGUUAGUCCACAUUUAACUACCCUAUAGUGAUCUUUUUCCAUUCAGCCUUUAGAAGACGAAGAGCAGCAAAGACUACCCCGCCAAACCCACACACAAAACCCUUAAUCGUAGGUAUCCGGCUUAAACCUUUGCGCUUAGUUAUACAUCGAGACAAAAAAGAGCAGUUUCGACUACAAUUUUCCGAUGUCUUUUGAUGAUGAAGAACCCAUAAGCCUCUCGAGUCACGCCUUGGCCGCGUUGGCCGAGUUCCACGCCGAAAAGGAUGCCCAUGAAAAGACAUUCCAGAAGUUGAGGACCGGCGCCGCCCCUAGAGCCGGAGCCGGACUCGGGGUGGUUGAACCGGAGGACGAGGAUCCUGUAGCGGAAGAUGUGGACGACCAGCCGCUGAGCAUGGCCGCCUUCACGGAGGACUGGAACGAAUCGCAGUUUUGGUUCCUAGACGAAACUGCCUUGGCCCUCGCCGAUCAGCUCCUUGAUGGUGCAUCGUCGAGUUCAACGAUUGGUGUAGUGUCGACACCAAGUGUAUUCAUUGCACUUAAGAACCGCCUUAGAUUCUGGCCUGUCGAAGAUCGACCAAAGCUGGUGUUAUUUGAGCAUGACCACCGGUUUAGUGUCUUCCCUGAAUUCGUGUUCUACGACUUCCAACGACCUCUCCAACUUCCACUUAACCUCAAGGGCAGCUUGGACAGUGUUAUCAUUGACCCUCCUUUCUUCAGCAAUGAUUGUCAGACGAAGUUUGCUCUGACCGGUCGCUGGCUCAUUAAACCAAAGUCGCCCCGUGUCAUUGUCUGCACUGGCGAGCGAAUGGCUCCCAUCAUCGACAAGCUUUACAGCUCUGUUGGAGUCUACCCAACCACGUUUGAGCCUGCCCACGCAGGAUUGAGUAACCACUACUACUGUUACGCCAACUUCGAGAGCUCGACCUGGGACUGGCGACCGGAUGAAUCCGAUUAGUAUGGCGGAAGGACGGAGCCGCAAAUCUUUGGAAAGAAGAAACUUGCUGUACCCAAACCGCCAAGAAAAGUCGUGCAAGACAUGGCCACACAACUGACUGGAAGUAUGUUGGGCCUAUCAGUAUAUCCAACUUAUGGAGACGCUCGUGGAUUUUUGUCAGCCUAUUCGCGAACGCAGAAGUUCGCCAAGUGGGGAGAAGCACAUAUAUAUCGUG
Fusarium graminearum PH-1 is the source of this 2555-nucleotide messenger RNA. RefSeq lists its product as uncharacterized. The record is from RefSeq and is a predicted model, not a curated record. Bases 78 to 1205 code for a protein of 375 amino acids. Gene Ontology annotation, cellular component: mitochondrion. The transcript is spliced from 14 exons. Gene Ontology annotation, molecular function: protein-containing complex binding. Lineage: Eukaryota; Fungi; Ascomycota; Sordariomycetes; Hypocreales; Nectriaceae.